AUGCUAAAAAUUCACGAGAAAAACCCGACAACUACACCACGUUCUCUAAGGACCACCACCGAAUACGAAUACGAGCCACUUGUAUUCUAUCCAUGGACUGGUGACUCUACUGAUUGCAUCGACACAGAUAGCAUAUUCACGUUUGAUGUGGAAAUCGAGGUGGGAUUUUUAAAAUAUUCCAAACUAUUGAAUGAAGCUGCCACCUAUGUUGGAUUAUUUUUAAAUUUGCUGCAUUUUUUUGUUCUAACAAGAAAAGAGCUCAGGAACAACGCUGUGUUUUUUGUCAUGAUUGGAAUUUGUGUCUCUGAUAUUCUGGUUUUUGCAUCGAGUAUUUCUGAAGCAUUUGUGUAUGACUACGCGUAA
Molecule: messenger RNA, 363 nt
Organism: Caenorhabditis remanei
Lineage: Eukaryota; Metazoa; Nematoda; Chromadorea; Rhabditida; Rhabditidae
Exons: 1
Coding region: 1-363 (120 amino acids)
Molecular function (GO): G protein-coupled peptide receptor activity
Source: RefSeq, a predicted model, not a curated record